AUGACAACCCGCAGCGACCAAGCUUGCAAAGCCUGUAAAAAGCAGAAGCGACGUUGUGAUAAGGCUCUUCCAGAGUGUAGCCUAUGCAAGCGGACUCAGCGCCUGUGCGAGUAUGGCGUUGCCGCUGAUUCCCAGCCAAGUGCUAGUGAUUGGAGUACGAUGAAAGCGCGUCUCAGUGAGCUUGAGAAUAGAUUGGCCAAUUCUCCGAGAGCUACUGAGCAGCACGUUUUGAGCCCAAUUUCAGGUCCAUCUUCGGGGGCGGUGUUGGAGCAGGGAUCGACGCCAGGCGCGACAUUACGCAACUCCAUCGAUACGCACAGCAUCGAGUCGAAUGGCAUCUUUUCAUCGUCUCAAUCUAUCGGAUUCACGCCUGCGUACUCUACUGUCGAUCAUCCCGGUUCAGCAUUGGAGACGCGUUUUCCGACAUCUAUGUUUCUCGAUGUUGACUGCUGUGUAUGGUCUCAUGCCAUACUGCCAGUCCCAACCGGCAACAUUCCUGCGCCCGUCCUCGCGCUUCUCAGCCAAGGUAACGUCGUCCUAGAUGUAUCACAGACAUACUUUGCGACGAUUCAUAUUUGGUUUCCGAUGAUAUCUAAGAAGAGGAUGGAUAUGGGUCUGCCGGUGCAGAAUGCAGGCCCCGAUCUCGCCAUACUGUUCCUUGGGAUGAAGCUUGUAACCACUCCUGCUAUCGAUAUAACCGGAUCAGCCUUAUAUGAUACAGCAAAAAGCUUCGUUGCUAGUCUGGAGAGCAAUGGUGUUGUCUCGCUGCUCUGCCUUCAGGCUAUGAUCCUCGUAGCUUUAUAUGAAUAUUCCCAUGCGAUAUAUCCGGCAGCUUGGAUGACUGUUGGGUCGUGCGCCCGAUACGCUGAUAUCCUGGGCAUUAUGCCUGGUGAAUACUCUCCAUUGGGUCAAGUGACAACAUGGACAGAAGCCGAAGAGAGGAGGAGGGUAUGGUGGAGUAUCUAUAUCCUAGACAAGCUCGUGUCACUGGGAAGUAGAAAGCGUUGCUUACUUCCAGAAUUCCAUCCCCAGUGUAAACUCCCAGUCGAUGAUGAUGUAUGGGUCAAGGACCGCGGCCAAGUGAACAUAGCCAUCAAUCACUCAACCUCAAUAUCAUAUCACACCCAACAAGAACCAUACGCAAGGCUAUGCCAAGCGUCGAUGUAUCUCGGACGCGCCAUAAGCUACGCUCAGGAUAACUCAACCAUGACAAGUUCUCGUAUUGAAGAAAUCAUGUCUCUCGCUGGCGAGUUGUCAGAUUUUGCGACAGUCGUGGAUAAUGAAAGUGCGGCUCUCAGUCCCGAGAAAAGUCUUGCCCUUCUAGCUCCUCGAUUUAUCUUUCGCUCAGCGCUCUUUGUCGCCCUUGAACGUUUCACUUGCCCGGAAAAUAUCAGUGCCGAGCCUGGGUAUAUAGAGAUUCCCGGGGACAAGACACUGAAUGAGAUUGAGCUUCAGAGGCAAUCCAUGUGUAUCAUAGAACAGGCCAGCGAACAAAUACAUACUGUGGGUACGGAGCUGCUACGCUCAUUCAGAACCGAAGGAAUAUUCUUGAUGUCCGAAGUAAGCCCUUUCAUCUUGGAUUCCAUCUAUGCUAGCGCAGCGACAUUUCACUGGCUUCUUGGCGAGGGCGAGAAUGAGGUCUACCGCACAGCUGCUGCUGACUUUGAUUUUUUUCUCGAUACUAUAAGCUCGAGAUGGAGGCUCGGUAGCACGUAUCGCGAGAUGCUGACGGUUCACGAUGUCACAGCGAGGGUAGAAGCUAGAACGACGUAG
Fusarium subglutinans is the source of this 1773-nucleotide messenger RNA. RefSeq names its product fungal specific transcription factor factor. The coding region runs from base 1 to 1773 and encodes 590 amino acids. The transcript is spliced from 4 exons. The record is from RefSeq and is a predicted model, not a curated record. Gene Ontology annotation, molecular function: DNA binding; DNA-binding transcription factor activity, RNA polymerase II-specific; zinc ion binding. Gene Ontology annotation, biological process: DNA-templated transcription; regulation of DNA-templated transcription. Lineage: Eukaryota; Fungi; Ascomycota; Sordariomycetes; Hypocreales; Nectriaceae. Gene Ontology annotation, cellular component: nucleus.